This is a messenger RNA of Trichogramma pretiosum, 476 nucleotides long. RefSeq lists its product as uncharacterized. Bases 48 to 476 code for a protein of 142 amino acids. NCBI's taxonomy places the organism in Eukaryota, Metazoa, Arthropoda, Insecta, Hymenoptera, Trichogrammatidae. The record is from RefSeq and is a predicted model, not a curated record. The transcript is spliced from 2 exons.
UAUUUUCAACCGUAAUAAGUUUCAAAGUAGUGUAUUGUAAUUCAUAGAUGAUGUCUUCUAAAAAAAGUUCUAGAAUUUAUCAUUACCAAGAAAAGUGGGAAAAAGAAAGCUGGGCAAAAGGAUGGCUUGUCAAAGCCGAACCAAUACCAGUGAACGGAAAUCAGGCAUGGUGUAAAGUAUGUACGAAAGAUUUCAGAGCACAUGCAACCGAUCUGAAAAAACAUGCAAAUACACCAACACAUUCGACAUUAAUGGAUUCCAUCCACCCGAGUAAACAAAAAACGAUUGUGUCGAUGAAUAGCGUCGCAACAAGUAAUUCCAAGAACGACAAGAUUCGCGACAUAACAAUUGCGGCCUUUAUCGCCUGCCACGCUUCAUUUAGAACGAUGGAUCAUCUUUGCGAUGUUCUUAAAGCAACGGUUCCAGGGAUGUCUGAUUUUAANACGCUGUUGUGGAAAGGGCAUUUUCGAUCAUGA